Haliotis rubra (blacklip abalone) is the source of this 918-nucleotide messenger RNA. Its product is annotated as sialidase-like. Bases 1 to 918 code for a protein of 305 amino acids. NCBI's taxonomy places the organism in Eukaryota, Metazoa, Mollusca, Gastropoda, Lepetellida, Haliotidae. The transcript is spliced from 2 exons. The record is from RefSeq and is a predicted model, not a curated record.
AUGUGUCCGUCAAAGUGCAAACUGAAGAGCAGCCCCACGUGUCCGUCAAAGUGCAAACUGAAGAGCAGCCCCACGUCUCCGUCAAAGUGCAAACUGAAGAGCAGUCCCACGUUUCUGUCAAAGUGCAAACUGAAGACCAGCCCCACGUUUCCGUUAAAGUGCAAACUCAAGAGCAACCCCACGUUUCUGUCAAAGUGCAAACUGAAGAGCAGCCCCACGUGUCCGUCAAAGUGCAAACUGAAGAGCAGCCCCACGGUCCGUCAAAUGCAAACUGAAGAGCAGCCCCACGUGUCCGUCAAAGUGCAAACUGAAGAGCAGCCCCACGUAUCCGUCAAAGUGCAAACUGAAGAGCAGCCCCACGUGUCCGUCAAAGUGCAAACUGAAGAGCAGUCCCAUCGGUCCGUCAAAGUGCAAACUGAAGAGCAGUCCCACGUGUCCGUCAAAGUGCAAACUGAAGAGCAGUCCCACGUUUCUGUCAAAGUGCAAACUGAAGAGCAACCCCACGUUUCUGUCAAAGUGCAAACUGAAGAGCAGCCCCACAUUUCUGUCAAAGUGCAAACUCAAGAGCAGCUCACGUUUCUGUCAAAGUGCAAACUGAAGAGCAACCCCACGUUUCCGUCAAAGUGCAAACUGAAGAGCAACCCCACGUUUCCGUCAAAGUGCAAACUGAAGAGCAGCCCCACGUGUCCGUCAAAGUGCAAACUGAAGAGCAGCCCCACGCUUCCGCCAAAGUGCAAACUGAAGAGCAACCCCAUUUCCGCCAAAGUGCAAACUGAAGAGCAGCUCACGCUUCCAUCAGAGUGCAAACUGAAGAGCAACCCCACGCUUCUGUCAAAGUGCAAACUGAAGAGCAGCUCACGUUUCUGUCAAAGUGCAAACUCAAGAGCAACCCCACGUUUCCGUCAAAGUGCAAACUGA